This is a messenger RNA of Myotis davidii, 1960 nucleotides long. RefSeq names its product N-acetyltransferase 16 (GCN5-related, putative) (gene NAT16). The record is from RefSeq and is a predicted model, not a curated record. NCBI's taxonomy places the organism in Eukaryota, Metazoa, Chordata, Mammalia, Chiroptera, Vespertilionidae.
AAUGAAGCUGGAAGCUGACUGCAAUGUAGCCACCUCAGGUCCUAAGCCUGAAACCGAGGCUGAGCGAGAUGCGAAGCUACUCUCAGAACACCUGCCACAGGAGGCCAGGACAAAGUCCAAAUCUGGGUCAGGGAUGGAGGCUGAGAAGGACCCUCUGGGGGCCCAAUUCUUGGGGCCAAGCCCAGGCCAGGAUCUGGGCUCGAGACAGACUGAGCAGUUGGACCUCGUGGUGGCCACAGACCAGUUUGAAGAGGUGCUGGCCAUCUCAGGGGGCAUCUACGGUGGCCUUGACUAUCUUCCCAGCUGCUACCACAUCUGGCUCCAGGAUCCCAACCUCACGGUGGUGCUGGCCAAGCACACCAGAGAAGUGGUGAGAACCGAGCAGUGCCCAGGCGAAAAGGGUCCACCGCCAGCCCCCCCCCCACUUGUGCCCCCCACAGGGCACCACUUUGGUCCAAUUCAGCACAUCCGGGCCUCUGGCACUUUGUCACCGCUGCCCACCCAGGCGCUGUCAAAAGCAGGUGGCGAUGUGGCAAGCCUCGCCGGCAUCAACGUCCUGUGCCAGCUCUUCCUGGCACCCCAAUUGUGGUCACAGCUGGCUUAUUUCUGCCAGGUUGGCUUGGGGCUUGAGCUGGUCAAAGGUUACACAGAUCAGUACUUGCUUGGAGGCCACAUUUGAAGCCCCUACUAUCUGAGAAGAUGCCACCCCCUUCCCCAGAUCCCCAGAAAGGCCUGGCCUCAUUUGCAAGCUCCAUCCCCUCCCCUGCCCCCUAUCCUUUCCCACUGCUGGUCCCUCUUUCCUUCCCCCCUUACCUCUCCGUUGCCCACUGCCAGAUCAGAGCCACCCAGUUUGGUGGACCCCCUUGCGCUGCCAUUGUCCACCCUUUCCCCUUCCCGGGCAAAGAACCUGUUCCGCCGUAGGCUUCAGAGCUUUUUACUGUCCUUCCUGGCUUCUCCCUUCCUACAGUACCUCUCCAGGAGCACAGCUGCCUCAAGCCCUCAGAGCUUGGCUGUUCUCCCCUCACUGCCCUGUGCCUUUAGAUCAGUGUCCUCUCCCUUUUCUCUGUACCUCCACCGUCCUGCUCCUUGGGCCUCCCAGACACUUAGCUCCUUUUCCCCAUUAUGUCUUUAUCACCCACCCUGUGUGCAAUAUGGAAAGAGACCCAGUAAAUGAAGUAGAUUUAUAAUGCUCCCCCUAUUUUGGACCCCUGUUUGCCCUCUGGUGAUGCACCUUUUGGAGCUUGCACCUCUGACUGGAGUUUCCUCCAAUUUCGCACUAUGUUGAUAUUUCACAGGCCCCCUCCUAAUGCCCGCAAUCAGUGGCAGAACCAGGGGGUUCAGGCUGGAGAACUUGGUGUAGGGGAGGGCAGGUCCCUCCGCCAGUGUGAGGCCGUCUUCUGAUUCUAACUAGGCUGCCUCCUAGUGAGACUGGAACCCCCACCUCCAGGUAUUUCUGGACACUCCUCCCUUUCUCUCAUUCCUUUACGCUUUUUUGGACUUAGACAGUCCUUCUAUUUAAAUGCAAGCAGUAACAGCUGUGUUUGCACAGCGCUGUCUUCUACACUGCAUCCUCACAUCUACUGUAGAGGGAGGAAACAGACCCAGAACGAUCAAAGUGACUUCCCAGUCACUCGCAGUAGCUGGGAGCCGCCUUGCAGGGACUAGAAGCCAGGUGUCCCAGGCCCAAAGCCUCAUUCUUUGAUGGUGAUAGCUUGAAACUACUUGUUGGACAAUGAACAGCUGCUAAGGACACAUGGACAGUGAGCACAGGAUUCACUGGGAUGGGAUCCAAGACAUGGGCGCCAGGAGGUGGGCGGUGGGCAAAGAGGAGCACCGCGCUUCACACUGUCCCCAUUCUGGCUCUGCCAUGCCCUCCUCUGCCUCCUGUGCCCGACCUGCUGCUACUCUCCCUGUCGCUUCAACCAAGGCUAUGUUGCAAUAAAAACGAUUUGUUAGUCCA